Molecule: messenger RNA, 2222 nt
Organism: Varroa destructor (honeybee mite)
Lineage: Eukaryota; Metazoa; Arthropoda; Arachnida; Mesostigmata; Varroidae
Product: MFS-type transporter SLC18B1-like
Biological process (GO): transmembrane transport
Molecular function (GO): transmembrane transporter activity
Source: RefSeq, a predicted model, not a curated record
UUGACAUGGCGUUCAGCAGUUAGUAAAUUACGUAGAUCAAACAUCCUAGUUUUAACGUUGUCUGAGUCGGCUGCGUUUCGCCCUCACUCAACCGCUCCUAGACAUUUUAUUGUCGUAAUUAAUAGAUUACAUGUGCAUUGCUAAUGCAUGGCUCUUCGUGUGCAUUGUUCGACAUUCGUUUGAGUGCUCUUUAUACCUCUGCCCCCUUGAUUUAAAUCGAACCCGUCAAGCCAAAGACGUCUGUCUUCCAGCAAACACCGCUCGGAACUCUACUAGCGAGAGACGGUUACGAUCCGAGAUGACUUACGUGAAAAAUCUCAGGUAUAAGCUGUGAGCUUCGUUAUGUUCGACCAUGUAAAGAGCCAGCUUCUAUCGUGUCUUCGCUCGAAGUCUCUAUUCACCAGCACCAAACGAAACUAGUAGAUGCGGGCGUACGUGCUUACGUGUCUGAGUGUGUCUUGCAGUGAAAAGCCUGCCGUGAUGUCCUUUCGAGUAAGAGAGUCUGAGUGAACGUUUAAGCGGCAAAAUUUUUGGUUUAAAACUAAGAAACCAGGCAGGAAAGCACCGAGGACACUUUAACACAUGAAAGACAGUGCUCAAUGGCAAAAAUGUUGACAAGCAGACAAAUAAUAGUGCUGAUCAUCGCGCUAGUCGAAAGCUUCAUUCUCAGUGCCCACUAUGCUGUGUUUAUGCCUUUCUAUCCAAACGUGGCCAAGGACAAGGGAAACACGCCAUCAGAGAUAGGAGCGUUCUUCGCUGUGGGUUCAUUUGUGGGAUUGGUUGGAGCUCCGGUCGCAGGAUGGUUUCUCAAACAGGGUGUAUCGCCUAAGAAAAUGGUGAUCUUUGGAUUACUGCUUAGUGGUGUAUUCUUAACUGUCCACGGAUUACACAUAAACUUAUUUUCAAAAAGUAGCGAUUUUUUCUAUGCAAACGCAGUCACCCGGGUAAUUCAUGCGAUUGGUCCUCUCGCAGCUACAACAGCAAUUUAUCCGAUCGUUGCUGUCGAGAUGGAUGAUCAGAAAGGCGUUUAUAUCCCGUUACUUGAAGCCGCUUAUAAUAUGGGUCUCAUGAUUUGGCCAAGCAUUGGGGCGAUAAUGUUUGAUAACUUCGGCUAUAUGUUCCCUUUUUUCUCUGUCGGACUUUGCGCGAUCAUCAUGGGUCUCAUCGUAGCGGUCCUAAUGCCUUCUCCAAAAAACACUACGGAUGAUGAGGAACAGAUCGGUUUUGAUAAGAUCGAUUGCACCCUAUUACUGAUCCUAACAAACAUCGGUGUCUGUUAUCUCACUAUUGGUUUUAACGAUAUCACGCUCUCAACCGAACUGAAAGCUGCCUUCGAUUUAACGCACACUCAGGUUGGCUACUGCUUUGCGGUGUCUACUAUCUGCUAUGGAGUAUGCAUUUACCUUUGGGGUUUAGCUGUCGCUAAUCCUAAGGGGAGAUGUAUUUCUCAGGGAACCUGCUACGUUCUAUCGAUGGUGGGCCUGUUCCUAAUGGAACCUUGUCAGUUCAUCGGGUUCGAACCAACUCUAUUGGUGCGCCUGGCUGGCCAGGCCGCGAUGGGCAUCGGUUUAGCUGGCCUGUUUACCGCAUCUCUUGUAUCUGGCAUGGCAUACCUAACAGAGGAGCUACUGUUGCCAGACAACGUUGCGACACACGGUUUCUUCUCGGGCUUAAUCUUUUUUUCACUUUGUGGUGGAUAUCUGAUAGGACAAGGCGUAUUUGCGGGAGUUAUCAUUGAUAUGGUUGGAUACAAUUCUGCUGUAAUAUUUAUUACCGGUACAAUUGGUUUCGUGUUUAUAAUCGAUGUCCUAUUCAAAAUUGGGCGCUGCUGCACCCGUUCCAGAAGGCUAAACUAUAAGAGGAUCGGAUCUGAUUCAAAGGACACUGAACGUCACACAGUGCACAAUACCUGAGCCUAAAAUAUCUACCAAACAAAUUGUACCUUUCUCUUAAGCUAAAUACAAUAUAGUAAUUAUCGAACGGACCUAGGUUAGCCAUUGCAGCAUUAUGUUUCCAAACUACCAAUUAAGAUUUUUAACUUGACGAAAAAAUUUAGCUGAAUAAUGCAUUUACGGUAUGUAUAUGUACAAAAAAGCACAGUCAAUUAAUCUGCUAGCAAAAAAAAAACGAGACAAGCACCUACUGUAAACAAUUUAUAUAUAUUUUUAAAGGACAUUUUAAAAAGCAAUUUAUCUUAAGCAUUAUCACUUAAAUUGACUAAA